AUGGACAUCACACAUUUCAUUACAAGUCAUCGCGAGGCGCUCCAGGUCGGUGAUCACAAUGCCUACAGAGCGCAGCUAUCUCGCCAAUUACUCGCCGCGCGCAAACGAUUCGGAAGGGCCACUCACAAACGCGAGAAGUUCGCCGUGAAGCCAGUCACCGCAGAGGACAUUGGGAAUAACCAUGAGUUUGCACAUUUACUCUUGCUCACAUCUGAGCGUGCAUGGGCACAUGCUAUGCAUAUUAAAGCAUCACAUGCCGACGACAAUGCUGGCAAAGGCAUUACUGGUACAACACGGAGCCAUCUCAUCUCACGGCUACACAAGGCAGCGAAAGUCGCUGAAGAGCUUGUAGAGCUAUUAACUGAUCAGGCUGUAUCGAAAGCUACCCGACAGAAUAUCUUGGAGGCGCGCGCAUACUCGGCCACCCUCGCUGGUUCGGAGGAGUUCGAGAGACAAUCUGAGGGCCAAAGGUCAAGUGACGGACAGAGCAGUGAAAAGAGAUGGCAGAAAUGUCUGAGAUACUUCUCCGAAGCUCGAGUCAUCUAUGCAGCUCUUCUCUCAAGGGAUAAGAAGGAGUUGUACAGGGAUGUACUGAGCAGUACUAUUGAUCCGACGAUACGGUAUGCUGCGUAUCAGGCGCAUCUCGCCCGAACCCUCACCAAUGCGACUGUCGCGAUACGAUACUUUCCCAAGGAAGACGCCAAGCUUCUCGAGCUCGUCGAAGAUGUGGACCCAAACGCUUUGAAAGAUGUCCCUGUGGUAAAGGCCGAGGAUGCGGAGAUGACAGAUGCGGCGCUAGCCAAUGUCUCGGUUGCAGAGGCUCGCCUGCGGGCAUACUUGAACACGAAUGCGAGUGCUUCUGCCAAGGACAAAGCCGCAGCAUAUGACGGUAUCCUCAUCGCAUCACAAGAUGCCGCAGAUGCAACAAAACGAGCAACGGACGAGCUGGAAAAAGAGCGCGUCGAUGAAGGUGACCGUCGCAUGCAGGACCUACGCGUCACAAGUCUAUCUAUACACUACGGUCUUGUGUCAUGGCGAGUCGGACGCAAUCGAGUCCUCAUUGGCGAUGAUGAUGGAUUGGCGUUCGAACCAACACAGCCGAAGCACCCUCGCCGGACUCGCAAAGAGGGAGCUGAGCCUCGUCCGAAGGAGGAACCCCGCGGAAGACGUUUGGCCAGGUUGCGGGAACGUAUCGUUCUUUACGAUGCCAUCAUUCAAAGCAUCAAUUCUGUCAAGGAUCUGCGCGGUACUAUGCGCGACACGAAAUUUGUGGAGGAGCUUGACAGCAAGGCGGCGUACUUCAGGGCACUAAAAUGCGUCAAUAUUUCGUACUCGUACAGUCUCGUGGACAGCCACGUCAACGCUCUGGCUUUGCUCAAACGAGCGCAAGAUCUUCUCACUGAGCACUCCUCGAUCCCGCAGGGCACACAUUCUAUGGACAGUCCACCAACCUUGGACGUGCUGCCAUCAACAACGGAGUUGGUCAAGGCGCGCGUCGACUCGCUCGUAGCACGAAUGCAUGCAAUCGUGGAGCUGCACAACCACGAGCAGACUUCGGCGAAAGCAGCCUCCAAGAGCCAAAUCGCUGAUGCUCCGCUCUCGGCUCGUCUCGAUCAGUAUCCCGCGCCGGGCGUACAAGUGGACCUGAAUAAUUUGGUGGCCUAUCCUCCGAAGCUUGAGCCGGUGCCGGUCAAACCCAUCUUCCUGGAUGUUGCAUUCAAUUACAUAGAGUAUCCUGGACGGGCUGCUGCGCAAGUCGUGAAAGCUGCUCGACCGAGUGAGGACUCGGCGAGCGAGGAAUCGGCGCAGCCUGCGCCCAAGAAGGGCUGGUUUGGGUUUGGUCGGUGA
Dissoconium aciculare CBS 342.82 is the source of this 1848-nucleotide messenger RNA. RefSeq lists its product as uncharacterized. Gene Ontology annotation, molecular function: endoplasmic reticulum signal sequence receptor activity; signal recognition particle binding; 7S RNA binding. NCBI's taxonomy places the organism in Eukaryota, Fungi, Ascomycota, Dothideomycetes, Mycosphaerellales, Dissoconiaceae. The coding region runs from base 1 to 1848 and encodes 615 amino acids. Gene Ontology annotation, biological process: SRP-dependent cotranslational protein targeting to membrane. The transcript is spliced from 2 exons. Gene Ontology annotation, cellular component: signal recognition particle, endoplasmic reticulum targeting. The record is from RefSeq and is a predicted model, not a curated record.